Molecule: messenger RNA, 2586 nt
Organism: Leishmania mexicana MHOM/GT/2001/U1103
Lineage: Eukaryota; Euglenozoa; Kinetoplastea; Trypanosomatida; Trypanosomatidae
Exons: 1
Coding region: 1-2586 (861 amino acids)
Molecular function (GO): calcium ion binding
Source: RefSeq, a predicted model, not a curated record
AUGUCCUCCGAUCCGCAGCUCCGCCUCUCCAUGGCGAACCAGAGCAACGUGCCAAAGGAGUACGUUCGCGCUGUGGAUCCGCAGCUCCUUCCCCCGCGCGUGGGGCACAACUGGAAUGACCAGGCGUUUCGCUUUAAGCAAGGCAAGCCGCAGCAGCUGGAGGCGGAGUUCCGCGGCACGCGCGUGUUUCCUGCCACGCGAAACAGCACGUUCCCAGCACCGGCCCCAGACAUGUGCCGCACUGCGCAGCAGCUGGUCGAUGCCUUGAUGUCUUCUUCCCUCAACCGAAACUCUGCCACGCGCAAAGCUCGCGCUGCUGCGAAUUUGCGCCACGUGACACUGGAGGACAAGGUGCUGCGCUUCUACGCUUUCUUCAACGAGCCGGCUCCCGAGGCGGGGGCGGCCUCGUUUUGGCACCGCAAGGUGGUGAUUAGCUUCUUCCCCGUCGACGACACAAUCCUCAUCGAGGAGCCGCGCAUCAUCAACAGCGGGCUUGACGGCGGCGUGUUUCUGAAGCGGCAGAAGGUGGUCGCUAAUCCGCGGCAGCGAGAGCAGUUCCCUGGUGAGGAGUACGUGUCCCUCAACUUCUUCAACGUGGGGAGCUCGGUGCGGCUCAACGCCACUGACUUCUUUUUGUACGACUGCGACGACUUCACACGGGACUUCCUCACAGCCCUCGGCAUCGAGGUAGGGGCGCCAGUGGAGUGCCCGGACGACCUGUUUAUGUCCGAGUACGGGCGAUAUCAGGAGCGACUCAAGUCUGGCAAGUUCGGCUUGCUGUCUCAGGACUAUAGCGCCGAUGAGGUGGAGCAUUCCGUCCGCUUCAUCCGUGACGGUGGAAAGAUGCUCCGCUUCUACGCUAUCCUCGACGAGCGCGACAGCGUUCCUGGUGGGAUGGUGCGAAACCUGGAGGUGAUGUUGUUUGUUGAGGACAACUCCAUUGCUAUUCUGCAGCGGCAGAGCUCUUCAGAGAGCUGCCAGGGCCUGUACCUGUCGCGAUGCUGGCUUCCUAAGAGUGGGUCGGUGGCCAAAGCGAACGAGCUGACGUUUGCACAUCGCGUGAACGGACAGCGCGAGCCAGAGAUGGGCAUCCCAGACGCCUACUACCGCGAGGUGGAUCUGGACGUCGGCUUGACGCUGAACGUCUUCGGCCGCUCAGUCCUUCUGUACGACUGCGAUGACUACACACGCGAAUUUUUCAUGGAGCGCUACGGCGUUUCUUUGCGGCCGCCUGUCGAUGUGUCGAGUUACUUUCAGGGAGACGCGCGCCGCACGGUACUCGGGACAGAGGCACCAACGAAGAGCCUCCUUGGAGACAGUGUGAGAAGUGUGGUGGGGAAACCAGCUACCGCCGCGGAAGGCGGGGACGCCGACGGAGGCGUCACCGUUUCCUCGGCCAAUGCCGCCGUAGGGGCGCAAGGCACGCCGACCGACACGCUCCGUUUCCGUGCUGUGCUCGCCCGCCCCGCCAAUCAUGACGACGAGCAGCGCCGCUUCACCAUCACCUACUACACCAACUCGGAGGAGUUCAUGGUGUAUGAGAGUGCGUACCCGAAGGCCGGGAUCAACGGUGGCUGCAUGUGGAAGCGAAGGAAGGUGAUGAAGAUUCCGCCGAAGCCUGUCCCACGCAACGCGCUGAAACCGCCGGCCGUCCCGGGGGAGGUGCCGCACUACACCCUCUCCGAUCUGGGUGAGGGCAAGGAGGUCGUCAUCAACGGUCUACCGCUGCGGCUUUACAGGAUGGACGCGCACACCGCCACCUUUUACGCCCGCUGCGCCGGUACGCUGCCGGAGGACACUGCUGGCGGGUCAGGGAUGGUGACAGAUGCGACGGGGGCGAUGGUGACGGUAGACCAUCUCGUCUCGGAGCUUCGCAGCUACCUUCACUCCCGCUAUGGAACUGGGGUAGCCUCGUUUCUGGCCCUCGAUCGCGACCGCGACGGUAUUGUCAGUUUGCCCGAGUUCACGAUGGCAAUGAAGGCGUUCCAGAUCACGGAAGACAGGGGCGCCGCGGCUGCCAUCUUCGCGCAUAUCGCCCCCGCGCGUGAUACAGGGUACUUCACUUCUGUAGAUCUGAUGAAGUGGAUGGACGCCGUCGGCGAUGAGCAUAGGACAGGCUCUGUACGGAUUGCCAGCAUGCCAAGCGGCGGCAGGGAGGCUGAGCUGAAGGAGAUCGAGCGGCGUGCGUUGCGCUCAAAGGUGCUGCGGGAGCUCAAGUCUCGCCUGGACGCGCGGUGCUGGAAAGGGGCGGACAUGUUUCGCCUGGCGUCCACCAUGCCGCGUGCCUACUGUGGCCGUCGGGGUGACCUGUACUCUUUCACGAACCCAGACCGCGACACAGUCAUCACCCCAGUGCAGCUGCGCCGCUGCAUCGAGGAGAUACUCACCGGUGCCCCCACCACCGCGGAGAUGGCGUGUCUAUUAGAAUUCUUCUUUCCUAGUCUGCCAACGGAGGCCUACACUCAAACCCGCGACAACGGCACAACGUACGCCGUUGACUUGAAUGAGUUCCAGAAACGCUACUACGUGAUGACGAAGGAGACGAUGCUGCCGGACGACGAUCCCGCUGGCGCCUCAAGCUCGUAG